Molecule: messenger RNA, 2999 nt
Organism: Chaetomium fimeti
Lineage: Eukaryota; Fungi; Ascomycota; Sordariomycetes; Sordariales; Chaetomiaceae
Product: Spt20 family-domain-containing protein
Exons: 1
Coding region: 103-2808 (901 amino acids)
Biological process (GO): regulation of transcription by RNA polymerase II
Cellular component (GO): SAGA complex
Molecular function (GO): transcription coregulator activity
Source: RefSeq, a predicted model, not a curated record
GUGGUCACCGAUAAAUACAUCCUUAGCAAGUUCGUCGGGAACCCGCCAUCCCUAAUCAUCCACCUACACAAGACAUACUUCCGUUUCGACAAGCAGGAGGGCAUGUUUCCCUAUCAUUCACCCAUGAGGAUAUUCCUGGAGCAUGUGAGGAGUCGGACGGUACCCCAUGAGAUGCUCGACUAUCUCACCCAGGCCGAGGUCCCCUUCUACGAGGGUUGCUUGAUCGUUCAGGUCCACGACCAUAAAUCCGUUGCACAAGCCCGAGAUGUUGCCCGGCCCACAUCGGCUUCGAGCAAAACGGUCCCCUUUUCUGUCCACAACUACAACCAAUACAUCACUCCCUCGUCUCACGUCCCCUAUCCCAAGGAGAACCUUCCGGCUGCUGGCACCCCUGGCCCGGCUGCAGAGAAGACAGCCGAGGAGAAGGAUAAGGAAAACAUGCCGGCCCCCAGCGCGCCCGCAGAUGGGCAGAAGGGGAAGGGCACCCCCAAACCCAGGAUAUUCACCAUAGUGCUCCAUCCUACACAACAGAGCCUGCAAAUGGAUCUCUCCAUCAAGUCUACUACGCCCCGUGGAGCGUCCGAUGCCCGUACGGAUGGGACUGUUCCGCCCCCGACACCCCAUGCUGCUGUACCGCCCACGCCGACUGCCGCGAGCAUGCCGCCGCCCGCCAAGAAAAUAAAACAGGAACGGAUGGAGCUUGACGCCAGCAACAUCUACGAGGCGGAAGCGCAAAUCUUGCUGGCCACAACAGCACCGCUGGACUUGGAACCUACCAAGAAUGCCGAAGAAACAAUAGCUCUGCUCGAGAAGCAAGCGCAUCCGGAUCACUCGCAGAAGCCACCCGAACCCAAGAUGCGGAAGAGAACAGUAGCCGAAAUGGAGGCUGCCGAGGCGCAAGCUGCCGAACAGGAGCGGUAUAUGCUUAGUCUGGAUGAGCGGCUGUUCUCCAAGCUGGCUGGCGCACAGGCCUCCGGCAAUGGCGCAGAUGGGGACGGCCAGUCCGGGGCAUCGACUUGGGAGCCGAGGUUUGAGCGGUUUAAGGUUAUCGCCGAAAUCAUGCGAGAACGCGAGGAAAAGAGAGAACUGGAGAAGGCCAAGCAGGCCGAGAACGAGCGGAAGCUGCAGCUCCAAAAGCAGCAGCAGCAACAACAACAGCAGCAGCAGCAGCAACAGCAACAGCAGCAGGAGGCUGCCAUGCUCGCCGCCAAGCAGGCCGAAAUGGAGCGCCAGCGGAAGGAACAGGCACUUCGCGACCAGCAACGGCAGGAUCAGCAACGACGGAUGCAGGCUGCUCAAGCCCAGGCUCACCAGGCACAACAAGCGCAAGUCCAGGCUCACCAGGCACAGCAAGCGCAAGUCCAGGCUCACCAGGCACAACAAGCGCAAGCCCAGGCUCAGGCGCAAGCCCAGGCACAAGCGCAAGCACAAGCGCAACAAAAUGCGAACGCCUCGGGCAUGGGCACUCCCCACGCACACCCGGUACACCAAAGCCCUCUACCGGUGAGCAUGCCUGUCAACAUGCCUCAAAACCAAGCACGAUUCCCUCAGGUCUCGCAACCACAGGCAUCAUCACCAAUCGUCCGGCAGAACACGCCACAGACGGCGUCGUCCCCCAUGGGCAUGGCGGGGGUGGCUAUGCAGCACUCCAACUCGAACAUGGGGGCGGCAGGGAGCCCGGCAAGGCCGUCUUCGGUGGUUCAGAGCCACCCUAUGGCCGCGCCAAUGGCACCCAACAUGUCGGCUCGCGGAAGCCAGCAGAGCCACGCUGGCGGGACACCGAGGAUGCCCAGCGCGACUCCGAAUAUGGCACACGCCACGCCUAUCUCGCGGCCCCAAGGGGUGCCGACCCCACGCAUGACACAAGCCAGCCCGCCUCCGGGUAUGAUGUCGGGCGCUCAGAUGGGGCAUUCGAUGAUGAUGACGCCGCAAGGGAUGAUGCAAGUGCCAAACGUUGGGCUCACGGCGCAGCAGAUCGCCCAGCAACAACGUAUGAUGCAACAACACCAGCAAAUGCUGCAAAUGCAGCAGAACGGUAUGAUGAACGGCGGGGCAGGCGUUCAGCAUCAACUCGCCCAGCAGCGCAUGAUGCAGCAGCAGUUGUUACUGCAGCAACAGCAACGAGGGGGCCAAAUGGGGAGCCAGCCGACACAAGCCCAGCUAGCCGCGCAAUAUUCGCAGCAUAUCAACAACAUGCAACAGCAGGUACAAAUGGGGCAAAUGACUCCUAUGCAACAACAAGUUGCCCAAAGACAAUUUCUAGCUGCUCAGCAAGCUGCUCGAGGCCAAAACAUGAUGGCGAUGAGCGGCAUGACGCCUGCCCAGAUGGCAGCCAUGCAACAACUGCAGCUGGCCCAGCAGCAACAACAGCAACAAGCCGCUGCCGCUGCCGCUCAACAACAACAGCAGCAGCAGCAACAACAGCAAGGCCACCCGCACCAUGCACAGCAACAGCAGCAGCAAGCACAGCAACAACAACAAGCCCAGCAAGCAGGAAGCCACAUCGGUUUCGCCCAUCCCGCAGUACAGACACAGGUACGCAACCUCACAAACGCGUUCAUCACCAAGAACCUGCCGCGGUUUUCGGCACAGUUCAACGGCAUGCCGAUUCCCGAGGACCAGUUGGCCGAAUUCAAGCGCAACUGCAACGCGCAAGCGCGUAACCAUGUGUUCACCCUCAUGCAGCAAGGCCGCUUGGGCCUGCCGGCCCAGGGCCAGGGCCAAACGCAAGCUCAAUCGCAGGCGCAGCACAUGGCGGCUAUGCAGCAGCAGCAACAAGCCCAGCAGAUGGGGGGACAGGGAAUGUAGGGUCUUCCCGGCUGUGGAAGUGCACGGCGGGCCGCUUGGGUUUGCGGUCCGCUGGAUGGGCUGGAGUCGAGCAGGGGUAGUCGGUCGUGGUUCAGCGAUUCGUACUCGUCGCUAUCGAGCGCCACUACCCGAAUCGCUGAGCGUGAGCGCGGAACACGGUUUCAAAGGCAUGCUUGGCACUCUGUGAGGAG